AUGGCCAGUUCCGCGGUGGCUGUGGGACUGGCUCUGGCUGCAGCUGGAUUUGCAGGGCGGUAUGCGAUUCAGGCCUUUAAACAAGUGGAGCCGCAGAUGAAGCAGGCUCUAAAAAGCUUCCCCAACACGGCGUUCGGAGGAGGAUACUACAGAGGAGGAUUUGAACCGAAGAUGAACAAGAGAGAAGCGUCGUUAGUGUUGGGCAUCAGCCCGACUGCAAACAAGAGUAAGAUCCGAGAGGCUCACAGAAAACUGAUGAUUCUGAACCAUCCGGACCGAGGAGGAUCUCCGUAUCUCGCUGCUAAAAUCAAUGAAGCUAAAGACCUGAUGGACGGACAGAAUAAAUGA
This is a messenger RNA of Knipowitschia caucasica, 348 nucleotides long. Lineage: Eukaryota; Metazoa; Chordata; Actinopteri; Gobiiformes; Gobiidae. The record is from the annotation of a GenBank genome assembly.